UAGGCCUGCAACAUGCGUGAGGGGGCAUUACCGUACAGCGGUAUGAGGCACGAGCCCGUAGCAGCCUAAUAAAGCCGGUUUCCCACGUCAUUGGGCUUUGACUUCUUCGGCACGUUCCGCCACGGUGCGGUAUAAAUGAGCACUUCCCACGCCACGGACGAGUGGAAACGCGUCUUUUGCUUCGGUCACUUGCACGCCAUGCGCGUCCCGUGGAGGUGCAGACUCGCAAUAACAGCGUGCGCGCUUCUAGUCUUCACAGCUGGUGAUGCUCAACCGCGCAAUGAGGCGCGCGUGACACAAUCCGUGCACCCACGCGGGAACCACUGGGCAGUAGGCCACCUGAUGGGAAAGAAGAGUAUACAUCACCACCGAGAUGGUGGCAGUGAGCGUGAUUCUCCCGUAGCAUGGGCUGACCAAAAGCCAGACGGAGAUAGAAAGUCUGCCGGACUGCCCCGAGCACUGGGCACGGUUCUGGCUGGACCAGAGCGCGAGACAAAAAAUGAGAGAGAAAGCGUAAGCGCGAGUGAGCCAAAUCAGGGCACGCCGGCAUGGAGCAGACUGUGGGAAAAGCAGCUCACGCGCACUAGAGAUCUCAGACAGGUAGUGAAGCUUUUGUUUCUGGCUUCUCCCAGCGAAGCCCAUGCGAGCUGAGGGGUGUUAGACAGAAGUCCAGCGUCAGGCUCUAGACGCUAAAAGACUCGCUGGAGUUUGAAGCAAAUGGAAGUCAAUGCAUCACAUCACUGCUGCUAGCCCUGUCAUAGAAAUAAAGUAAUAUGCAUGAUAUCUUUUCUGUACUGCAUUUACUUACACAUAAGCAUAACAAGCUAGUGUUGUUUGUAAAUCUAACUCCAGUACCCAACAUGUCAGUUAUACAUUUGCAAUUUAUUUUAGGCAUAUACAUUAAGUUAUUCAUGUGAGUAAUGUUUAAUCAGACAUAUUCAAUAAAGUUUUAACCCUAAAUUGUAAUCCCAUAUUUAUGAAGUAAAAUACAUACAUAUUUUAUGUUCUUUUAGUUCAUUAUCCGAUGGAAAAAGAAAGAUUUUGAUUUAUGUGCCAACAGAGUGAAGUGAAUGUAAAAGACAAACAAGGGAAAGAUAUUUAGAUAUUGGAAAAAAAGUGAUGAUUUUUACUUUUAGAUUGGAUUUUUAAAAGUGGAAUACAAAUAAAUGGUGUGUUAUUUUGUCA
Electrophorus electricus (electric eel) is the source of this 1185-nucleotide messenger RNA. The record is from RefSeq and is a predicted model, not a curated record. Lineage: Eukaryota; Metazoa; Chordata; Actinopteri; Gymnotiformes; Gymnotidae.